ACUACCAGCACUAGCAUGUCUGAAAGGAGGACAGCUGGCUCAUCUGGUUUGGCUGCAGAGCGAAACAAAGGGAUGGAGACUUUAAGGUUGAAGCGUGAGGUUGGACUGAUUAGUGCUGUGUCAUUGAUUGCAGGCACCAUGAUUGGCUCUGGGAUCUUUAUGUCUCCAGAGUGGGUGCUGUACCAUAUGGGUAGCCCUGCCGGCAGUCUCAUCAUCUGGGCUGCUUGUGGUCUGCUGGUGAUGUUUGCAGCACUGUCUUAUGCUGAGCUUGGGACCAUAAUUAAAGAGUCCGGAGGAGAAUACAUUUACAUUUUGAGGAAUUUUGGUUCUUUUCCUGCUUUCCUUUUUGCGUACACCUCUGUCAUUAUGGUGAGGCCUGCUAGUGUGGCAGGUGUCUCUCUAAGCUUUGCUGAAUAUGCUGUUGCUCCAUUUUAUCCAGGAUGCUCCCCACCUCAGGUACUGGUCAAAUGUACUGCUGCUACCUGUAUCCUGCUGUUGACCGUUAUCAACUGUCUCAAUGUGAAGUUGGCUACCUCUGUUAUGAAUGUAUUUACAGCUGCCAAACUCCUGGUUUUACUGGUCAUUGCAGUGGGCGGAAUAGUGUUGCUCAUCAAUGGACAAACUCAAAGUUUCCAGAAUGCCUUUCAAAACACAACAGCAGGUAUUGGGCCGGUUGGAGUGGCAUUUUAUCAGGGACUCUGGUCUUAUGAUGGAUGGAACAACCUGAAUUAUGUGACUGAAGAGCUUAAGAAGCCUGAAGUGACCCUUCCCAGAGCUGUGAUGAUUGCCAUUCCUUUGGUAACAUGCCUGUAUUUGCUGGUAAAUGUGAGCUACUUUGCAGCCAUGACACCAGCUGAACUUCUUUCUUCAGGUGCUGUGGCCGUCACCUGGGGGAACAAAGUCCUGGGCAGCUGGGCCUGGCUGAUCUCCUUGGCAGUUGCCAUGUCUACAUUUGGGUCUGCAAACGGCACGUUCUUCAGCGGAGGCCGCAUGUGCUACAUUGCUGCCAGAGAAGGUCACAUGCCAGAUAUUCUGUCUAUGGCUCAUGUGCGAUGCUUCACGCCUUCCCCUGCCCUGAUAUUUACAUCAGCAAUGUCUUUACUGAUGAUAAUACCAGGAAACUUCAGCAGCAUUGUCAACUUUUUCAGUUUUGUAGCUUGGAUUUUCUAUGGCACAACUAUUGCUGGUCUCCUGUAUUUAAAGAUCAAGAAACCGGAACUGCCAAGAGCUUAUAAGGUUCCAAUUUUUAUGCCGAUAAUUAUGCUGAUUGCAUCUGUGUACCUGGUGCUUGCACCCAUCAUCGACCAGCCCCAGAUGGAGUUCUUCUAUGUCAUCCUGUUCAUUCUCAGUGGGGUCAUUGUCUAUUUCCCUUUGGUUCAUUUUAAAUGUCACCCCCGGUUCUUACCAGGGGUCACUUUGCAUCUCCAGCUGCUCCUGGAAGUUGCUCCCGCUGCUAAGAAUGUGAACUGAUUCAACAUUAACCCUAUGGCACUGCUGGCUGCUCCCACUUAGUAGAUUUUGCAAGACAGGUGUAAAACAGCUUGUUUGUAGGGAAGUUGUUCCCAAAAUAGGGGUUGUGACCCCAAACAGGGCUGCGGCACUUACAGACCAGGGUUGUGAAUCUGACAGAAAUUCAAUUGUGCAGGUUAGGCUUGGACUGGGAGUGAGGUCACAAACAGACUGGAAACUGCUGCUGCAGGAGAAAAGGGUGAAAAUGGCACCAAAACGUCAACAAGAAAGGGGCAGGAGGGGCCAGCUGAAGAUUUCUUAUGCAUUUCCUUGGGAUCUCUUUAAAUAGCGGGAGGAUGCCUGAUGACCUCCACACCUGUGCUUCUCCCACUACAAUUCCUGAGGCAGCAGACUACAGACUGUACCAGGAGGGAUCGACUCUUUCAUGAGAAACAACUAUUCCCCAGAGAAGUUGGUGGUUUUAUUUCAUAAUGGCAUCCAACCUCGUGACUGGCAGUGUGCCGUUAUUUCUGUAGCAGGAUGCAACCUCCAUCGGUUUCCCAUAGUAGGCCCUUUAAGUUAUUUCCACCACGAACCCCCAUCACAUAAAUGCAACCUGCAGGGAAAAAAGAAACUUUCAUGACAAAAUCAACCAUUUUCUGCCCCAGGGCAUGGGAAUCCAGAGACUCUUCUGGAUUAAGUCUGGUUCAGGGAUUUCAUUUUCACUGCUCCUUAUCUAAGUCUCAACAGAGCAGAGUGCAGGAAUCACUUUCUAUACAGACACAUAUGGCAAUUGUAAUUGUCACUAAACCCUAACAUCAAAAGCAUUUGCUGCAGUUGUCAGGUGUUGCCUUGUUGUCUUCCCUGUUCUUCAACCUGCGUGGUAUAUGGAGAGGAUCUCAGACCAGAUGGUCUUGUGGUUAAAGUCCUGGCAGGCCUCAAAUCUUCCCUCUUCCCGGCUCUGCUCCAGAUUCCCCAGGUGGCUCGGUGGAAGUCUGUUGGUCUAUCUGUCCCUGAGUUCCCUCUCUCUAAACAUGGGGACAACGUUGCCUUUCUGAUGGUCUGUUAAGACUGGCAAUUGUUUGGAGAAGGGGCUGCUUCUCCUUCUGCAUGUGUGCAGUGCCUUGCAUGCUGGGAUUGGGAGCCCUACCUGUUUAUUUGACACUCCUAAGCGAAAGUACAAAUGGCAUCAGUACGAGGUAGGGAAUUCUUAUCACUCAUUUGUGGUGGGGAACCACUGCCAGGCUGCAUGUUACGGCCAGCUGAACAUCAUAUAGGAAAUCUGUGGUUUAUUCGGACAGCAUGCUGCCGUCUUCUGAGUCCUGCUCUAGCCUUGCAUUCAAUAACAAGCCAUGAUUUCUCCCUGUAAGCUGCUUUAAUACAAAUGGUAAAUGGGCUUGGCAAUAAUGAUGAAUAAGGCUGAUGCAUCAGCACUGUUUAGAUAACUAGCCUCUACCUUGUUUUAGUUUGUGUGGGAAUGCCAGGGGUGUGGAAAAACCAUAAGCGUCAUUCCUUUGGUCUGACUCUUCUCAGCAGCAGUCUGUAUGCAGCAUUACUAUUGUGUUAGCAUUUUUAUUUAUGCUGUCUGGGGUUUACAAGUACACUAAAAUGUAAAUUGCUAAUGAUGUUUACACAGCCAAAAAUAAAUUGCUUCGUGCUUAUAGCAUUGUAAGAUAAUUACAUUAAAAACAGGACAUUAAAAUGGA
Messenger RNA from Alligator mississippiensis (American alligator), 3155 nucleotides. Its product is annotated as b(0,+)-type amino acid transporter 1. Gene Ontology annotation, biological process: amino acid transmembrane transport. Gene Ontology annotation, molecular function: L-amino acid transmembrane transporter activity. The record is from RefSeq and is a predicted model, not a curated record. Lineage: Eukaryota; Metazoa; Chordata; Crocodylia; Alligatoridae. The coding region runs from base 16 to 1470 and encodes 484 amino acids. The transcript is spliced from 6 exons. Gene Ontology annotation, cellular component: membrane.